Molecule: messenger RNA, 540 nt
Organism: Ambispora gerdemannii
Lineage: Eukaryota; Fungi; Glomeromycota; Glomeromycetes; Archaeosporales; Ambisporaceae
Source: the annotation of a GenBank genome assembly
AUGAGACCUGAACAAAACUACGAAAUCUACACAGAGUCCGAAUAUGAAUACGAAGUAUCUGAUGAUGACUACAUGGAAGGUGAUUCUCUCUUUGACAGUUGCAGCGAAGUCGGCGACGAUGACUACGACCCAGAAGUCGAACAAAAAGCUUACGAAGAAGAAAUAUACCAAGAAUUCUGUAAUGACUUUACGAAAGAAAACACAUCGCCUGAAGUUUUCCAAACUUUACGAGAACGGAUUAAUCCGAUCCUCGAUCUCAAAAAUCAAGUACGGAUUCUAACAUAUAGGAUUGACAACAACGAGCGAUACACCACAAGCCAACUUUUAGAACAAGAAUCAAAGAUGCAUCGUAGUUUUGAGGCCGCGUUUCCCGGUGAUAUUGAUGAUCACCCAGAUAAAGAGUGGAGAGUAUUUCGUAAUUAUUUGGAUGAUGUGAGAUUGGCAGUCGAGGAUUUGUGUUCGUUGUUGAAUUAUGGUCAGUUGUGUUGGCAUUCGCAUUGGCCUCAUUUUACUCCAUUGAAACAGGAUGACGAAGAGUGA